AUGGAUAUUUUCGACUACGAAAUUACAAAGCCAAGGACACCCCAACCCCCAGAAGAUGGGGGGUCCUCUGCUGCAGGUCUGACCACUAUUGAUGGAACAGGGGCCCAAACACCCACCCUCAAUGAGGAGGUCAAUCAAGCGCUGGGCCAACUCAGCCGAUUUUGGGGAGGGUUCAGGAGGCAGGCAUGUCUCCGAAGUCAGAGCGCGUUCGAGGCUGCGCGCAAGGACUUUGGUACGGUCGUCAGCCAAGCCCGCACCGAGCUCGGCAAGAUCGCGACAGAGGUUACCUCAACCUCGACAUCUUCCACUAUUAGUGCGAAUGCAACAGCCAAUAGCUCCUCACCAACCCGCGACGUGAAAGGGAAAGGAAAGGAGACAGAGACUAUCGAUGCGGUCGAGACAGAACCAUUAGAGAAAGGGAUUGAGCAAUCCGAAGCAAGUGUGCCAACGUCCCCCACUUCUUCGAGCAUUUUUUCUCGGCUGCAAGCUCAGCUGCCACCAAACCUUCAACCCAAUGCAAUAUCGUCUGCUAUCUCUGCUGCUCGCUCACACUCUACCCUUCCCAGCGUCGAUUUCAAUCAGCUUCGUUCAUCCGUCACCGCUAAUAUCCAGCAAGCACAAACGAAUCUAAACUUCAGUGAAGCUGAGAAGCUUGCUGAAAGCUACUUGUCGAAAUUGAAGGCGGGUACUGAAUCCUUUGCUAAGGAUGCGGGAGAUUUCUUUAAAGAAGCGGUGAAAGUCGUUCCGCCCGAAGAAGGUGUGAGCACGCAUGAGAUGCCCAUCGUGUCUGGAACAGAUGUAUGGCUUUUCCCCUCGCCUAUUGGCACCACCGGUUGGGGCGCUGGUACGAUCCAGAAGUCUGAAGGGACUGGGACACCCCGCGCGUCGACGUCUAUUUCCCCACCCGCUCGUUCUCUGGAUGCGCGUGGAGGUGCAACACGAUCUGAGGCUCUUCUUCGCCUCUUGAAAUACGAUCCUGAUCUCAUUAGGCUUGAUCCUGCUCAAGAUGAGGACAUAAGUAGUGUUUUCGAGAAAUUUGUGAAGGAGGAUGUGGAGAAGAACGGAGGGAUAUCGGGAGAGACCUACAUUGACAAGAUCUCUACUGUACUUGCUCCAGGCCCCAAUGGUUUAUUGGAUGCGGAUGCGAAAGCUCUCAUCGACACUCGGGACGUAUUGGUCCCCUCGGAAAUGUCCAACGAUGUGUUUUGGACCCGGUAUUUCUUCCGGGUGCAUCAAGUCACGAAGGAAGAGGAGAAGCGCAAGGCAUUACUUGCAGACGCGGUCCAAGGGGAAGAGUUGUUCAGCUGGGAAGACGACGAAGAUGAGCACAUUCCCUCUACUCCGCCAGCCUCAAAACCUCCCGCAGACCUUGUGGAGGAAACUGCCAACCCAUUGUCUCAAGCUCCGUCUAACCCUGCCGUCAGCUCGUUGGGCACCAGUAGGCGCACCUCGGAAGAUAGUUAUGAUGUGAUCGACGGAGCGAGGCUCCAAUCGCCUGCGCCGCAGCCCAGCAAGUUGAGUGAGGAACUGGCCUCCAAGACUCCUUCGGCAAGAGCGGGCAACGGCGACUCCGACAGCGAUUGGGAAUAA
Messenger RNA from Cantharellus anzutake, 1590 nucleotides. RefSeq lists its product as uncharacterized. The transcript has 4 exons. The record is from RefSeq and is a predicted model, not a curated record. Lineage: Eukaryota; Fungi; Basidiomycota; Agaricomycetes; Cantharellales; Hydnaceae. Bases 1 to 1590 code for a protein of 529 amino acids. Gene Ontology annotation, cellular component: cytoplasm.